GUUCGUGCAUUCAGUUUCCAAAAUGAUCUGGCUGAUCUUAUUCUGCCUCUGCUGUUGCUCUGUGGAGGGCCUCAAGUGCCGCGCCCAGGAGGGCUACGGCGAGGCGGAGUUAAAAAGGGUUGUCCGCAGCUGCAUGCACCGCAGUGGCAACGACAACGGCAACGGCAACAACAACGGAAAUGCACCGGACGACAACGAGGACAACCGAGGUUAUGGGAGGAAGGUAAAUCGAUACGACUAUGGCCAGGAACAGGACGGUAGAACUAACAAUGGCUACAGGUGGCAACGCAGCCUGAAGCAGACGGAGAACAGAAACAGCUCGGAGAGCGAGGGAGGUCAGUGUGUGGCCCAGUGUUUCUUCGAGGAGAUGAAUAUGGCGGACGGUAAUGGCCUGCCCGAUCGGCGCAAAGUCAGCUAUAUACUGACUAAGGAUCUCCGCGAUCGGGAGCUGCGUAACUUCUUCAUGGAUACGGUGCAGCAGUGCUUCCGCUACCUGGAGAACAGUCGCAACAGGAACAAUAAGUGCUCGCAGUCCAGGGAUCUGAUCAAGUGCAUGUCGGAGUACGCAAAGGCCCAGUGCGACGACUGGGAAGAGUACGGCAGCCUGCUGUUUAAUUAGAAUGACACUUACACCGCUCUUAAGGUCCUCACACCGAUCCAGGAAUCGUUCGUGGCUGUCCUUGAUCUCCCGAUCGGUGGUCUCCUCCACCUGAUAGAAUACGCACUCCAAUUCCAGCUGCUUCUGGGCGUGCAUUUCCCGGAAGCCAGCCGAGUCCUGUUCCCAUUCACCCAGAACCGCCUGCUUAUCCUCCUCGUAGAUAUUCCGAAAGAACUCCAGCCUACUCCGGUGGAUACCUAGAUUAGAUGGUUUAAUAGUCAAGGGGUAAGGGUUUUGGGAAAUACACACAAAUCUCACCAAUGA
Drosophila pseudoobscura is the source of this 922-nucleotide messenger RNA. It is a transcript of the gene Obp59a, whose product is annotated as Odorant-binding protein 59a. The coding region runs from base 23 to 619 and encodes 198 amino acids. Gene Ontology annotation, molecular function: odorant binding. The record is from RefSeq and is a predicted model, not a curated record. NCBI's taxonomy places the organism in Eukaryota, Metazoa, Arthropoda, Insecta, Diptera, Drosophilidae. The transcript has 2 exons.